Folsomia candida is the source of this 1353-nucleotide messenger RNA. Its product is annotated as V-type proton ATPase 21 kDa proteolipid subunit. The coding region runs from base 73 to 702 and encodes 209 amino acids. Gene Ontology annotation, biological process: proton transmembrane transport. Gene Ontology annotation, cellular component: proton-transporting V-type ATPase, V0 domain. Gene Ontology annotation, molecular function: proton-transporting ATPase activity, rotational mechanism. The transcript has 5 exons. NCBI's taxonomy places the organism in Eukaryota, Metazoa, Arthropoda, Collembola, Entomobryomorpha, Isotomidae. The record is from RefSeq and is a predicted model, not a curated record.
GUCCUUUCCUCACAAUAUUUAAAGUUAACUUCACAAUUAAAUUUUUUAACCCCGUCACUAAUUGUUAAGAACAUGUCAAUCAAGUAUAUUUUAGGCUACUUCAACCUCGUCACCGUCACGGCGCUUGUGCUCAUUGGAGUAUGCUACACCGUGACGGGACAAGGAGAACGGAUCGACUUUGGCUGGUUCUUAACACAAACAUCUCCUCACAUGUGGGCCGCGACGGGGGCAGCGUUCGCUGUCGCCCUGUCCGUCGUAGGUGCAGCUUUAGGAAUCCACACCACAGGAGUCUCCAUUAUCGGCGGAGGUGUAAAAGCGCCCCGAAUCAAGACGAAGAACUUAAUUUCAGUCAUUUUCUGUGAGGCUGUCGCUAUUUACGGGCUAAUCACUGCCAUCGUUUUAGCCGGGAUGAUUGAGCCCUUCUCCUGGAACAAGGCCGAGUUGUCGAUGGAGGUUCGCGAGCGAAAUUACAUGUCAGGCUACCUCAUGUUUGGCGCUGGGCUGACCGUGGGGCUCGUAAAUCUCGUGUGCGGAAUGUGCGUCGGGAUCGUUGGGUCAGGCGCAGCGUUGGCGGAUGCCGCAAAUCCUGCCCUAUUUGUCAAAAUCCUGAUCGUGGAAAUUUUUGGAAGUGCUAUUGGACUCUUUGGCUUGAUCGUGGGAAUUUACAUGACCUCUAAAGUCAAGAUGGGUGAUAAGCAGUAGUGGUAUUGGUCAAUCACAAGUAUUGUCAUCAAAUCACCUCCGCAAGAAAUCAUCAUUCUAUAUUUGAUUCUAAAUUGAAAUCUGAAACAUUCCAUUCGAACAUACUCCAAACUGACUAUCUGAUAUCGGACCUGUGUAACUUACUAAUUAAUUAAUUUUUUGAUUAUCUACCGUUUAAUCUUUACAAGUAUAAGAUGCAAUCUUCUGCACAGUUUAUUCGGAUUGGUUGAAAUGUUAGACCUUGUGCCCGACUGGCUAAUUUUUUCGAUACAUUUUCCUCCUCCUUUCUUAGCAUGAGAAUUUAUACAGAAGUCGUUCUAGUAGUUUUGUUUGUUGGUGGUGCGUGUUAAUGAGAAAUCAAUAUUAGUUUUUUAAGAAUAAUCAUAAGUCGAAUCGUCCCUAUUCAACCUUAGUGGAUGGGAUUUCAGUAGUUUAGUUAGUUGGUUGACGUCGCCGUUAUUAUUGUCGUCGUCGUAAUUGUAUCUGAUGAAUCUAGUCUCGAAAUGAUGAUGAUGAUGACGUGUAAGUAAAUUGUACUGCAUACAUUAAUUACUGCUGCUGCUGAGAAAGGCAAGGAUAAAGCAGCUGCAUUUUCUUUUAGUAGAAUAGAGAGAAGAAAUCAGUAAAUAAAAGAUUUUUGUGUCAAUAUAA